UGGACGGGAGGUCCGAUGGCCUCAAAUGCCGAAAUGGACCGGUGAGGUAUUUUGGCCCUAGGCAGAUGAUGAUGAAGGUUUCUGAAUGAUUUUCAGAAUACGUCUUCACAAGAAAUGAUUCAGCCAGUUCAAAAGCAAAAUACUAAAAAAAAAGUUUCUAUCUUGGCUACCCUAGAUGACAGUUUAAGUGCCAUGUCAACAAGAGGAUUAGCAAUUCCCAGGACUCCAGGACUGUUUUCUCAAUCUGUUACUCCACGGAGCCGAAGUGCCACAAAGCAGUCAAAUAUAUCUACCAACCUAGGCACAGAGAGGAAAUCGCCUUACUUUGUGAAGAUUCCUGGGCACCUUGGUAAUUUGUCUGUGUUAGAUGGCAGUGACUGGACAGCUGCACUUACACCUCCACAUUCAGUCAUGUUUGUAAACUUAGAUUAUAGUACAGCAGAAGAAGUCACAAAGAGUGCUGUCCUCUUGAAUGAGGAUGACCCAGGGGAAUCUGCUGCGAGGAGCAUGUAUCCUGACUUUCUCCAUUCCCUGUUAAAGCACAGUUCAAAUACUGUUUUUGAACUUAUAGAUGAGUAUGAAGAUACUUGCAGUAAUCAGCUAAACAUUCUUCAAAAAAUCGUGUAUCGAGCAACUCCUGGACAACAGAAAUUUUCCAAAACUGCUAGUAUUUUGUGGCUUCUAAAGCAAGAAAUGGUAACAUGGAGACUCUUGUCAUCAAUUUACAGAGACAGAAUACAGUCUGCUUUGGAAGAUGAAACUAUGUUUGAUCUUGCAGUUAUAAAUGCCAGUGAAAAGACUGUUGUGAACAAUCUAUUCCAGAGAGACUCAUUGGUGCGGCAAAGCCAGUUGGUGGUAGACUGGUUAGAGAGCAUUGCAAAGGAUGAAAUUGGAGACUUCUCUGAUAAUAUUGAAUUUUAUGCAAAGUCUGUAUACUGGGAGAAUACAUUACACAUUUUGAAGCAGUGGCAAUCAAACACAUUCAGUGGGAGUUUACGUCCAUUAGUGACUGAAGUAGACCCAGAUGCUCCAGUAAGGCAGAAAAUGCCACUUGAAGAUUUAGAUCGUGAAGAUGAUGCACGAUUGCUCAAGUUCCUUUUUACUCUCAUUAGAGCAGGAAUGACAGAUGAGGCCCAAAGACUCUGCAAAAGGUGUGGCCAGGCCUGGAGAGCUGCAACACUUGAAGGAUGGAAACUGUACCAUGAUCCUAACAUGAAUGGAGGGCAAGAGCUAGAGCCAGUAGAAGGAAACCCAUACAGAUGCAUUUGGAAAAUCAGUUGCUGGCGACUUGCAGAAAAGGAACAGUUUGACAAGUAUGAGAGAGCGAUCUAUGCGGCACUUAGUGGGAAUCUCAAACAGCUUCUUCCAGUUUGCGAUACCUGGGAAGAUGCUGUUUGGGCAUACUUCAGGGUCAUGGUAGACACACUUGUUGAACAGGAAAUUCGUUCAUCUGUAAUGAAUACAGAGGAGAAGGAAGAACUCCCCAGAGAAUAUUUGGAAACAAAUUGGACUUUAGAAAAAGUAUUUGAAGAACUUCAAGCAACAGACAAAAAGAGAGUUUUGGAAGAGAAUCAAGAGCACUAUCACAUGAUUCAAAAGUUUGUUAUCCUAGGAGAUGUGGAUGGUCUUAUGAAUGAAUUUUACAAAUGGCUUUCCAAAGGCAGAAAUAUGCUUCCUGGGCAUCUGCUUCGAUUCAUGACUCAUCUCAUUUUAUUUUUCCGUACUUUGGGGCUUCAAACCAAAGAGGAAGUAUCAAUUGAUGUUUUAAAGGCCUACAUUCAGUGGUUAGUAUGUGAGAAGCACACUGCUCUCAUAGCAUUUUAUGUCAGCCACCUGCCUCAAGAUAUAGCUGUUGCUCAGUAUGCUGCAUUCUUGGAAGAUGUCAUAGACACUGAACAACGGCACCACUGUCUGGAGCUUGCCAAGGAAGCAGGUUUGGACAUUGCAACUAUAACAAAAACAGUGGUUGAAAAUAUUUGCAAAAAAGACACUAGUGAGUUCUUCCACCAUGAUCUUGCAAUAGAGACAGGCACAACAGAGGAUGAUCGCUUGAAGAUUGAUGUCAUUGAUUGGCUAGUAUUUGAUCCUGCUCAGAGAGCUGAAGCACUUAAGCAAAGCAAUGCUAUAAUGAGGAAAUUCUUGGCAUCUAAGAAGCAUGAAGCAGCCACAGAAGUAUUUAUAAAGAUUCCACAAGACUCUAUAGCUGAAAUAUACAAUCAAUGGGAAGAACAAGGAAUGGAGAGUCCACUUCCGGCUGAAGAUGACAAUGCUAUUAGAGAGCAUUUAUGUAUUAGAGCAUACUUGGAAGCCCAUGAAGCUUUUAAUGAGUGGUUUAAACACAUGAAUUCAGUUCCACAGAAGCCAAGUCAGCUUUCACAAGCAAGUUUCACAGAAAAAGUUGCCCAUGAACUUAAAGAGAAGAAAUAUGAGAUAGAUUAUGGCAUCUGGAAAGGUCUUUUAGAUGCUCUUACAGCUGAUGUAAAAGAAAAAAUGUAUAAUGUCUUAUUGUUUAUCGAUGGAGGAUGGAUGGUUGAUGUCAGAGAGGAUGCUGAAGAUGACCCUGAGCGUUCUCAUCAGAUGAUCAUGCUGCGAAAACUCUGCUUGCCAGUGUUGUGCUUCCUCCUUCAUACAGUCUUGUACAGCACUGGACAGUAUCAGGAAGACUUAAGACUUGCUGACUUGAUUGCUUCAGAUAGGCACAAACUAUAUAUGAUAUUUUCCAAGGAGGAACUCCAGAAGCUCUUACAGAAGUUGAGAGAGUCUUCCCUCAUGCUUCUGGAUCAAGGUCUUGAUCCCCUUGGAUAUGAAAUUCAGUCUUAAUUGCAGUCUUAAUUCAAAUAAAACUAGUGAUACAAACAAAUAUAAGGUUUGGAUCCCAGAUUCUUGGCCUCCAUGAAAUAGAGAAUAUUGGGAUUCAACCUCCAUUGUUUUAUAUGGAAAUAUUUAAAUAUUUUAUUGGCAUUGGCGUACAGCAGUUUGGAUUUUUUUUUAACAUAUAAAAUAAAGAAUUGCAUGGAUAAAACUUUGUAUUUUUCUCAAUAAAAUUGUAAACAAUUUAA
Molecule: messenger RNA, 3059 nt
Organism: Pantherophis guttatus
Lineage: Eukaryota; Metazoa; Chordata; Lepidosauria; Squamata; Colubridae
Gene: NUP107
Product: nucleoporin 107
Biological process (GO): mRNA export from nucleus; post-transcriptional tethering of RNA polymerase II gene DNA at nuclear periphery; protein import into nucleus
Cellular component (GO): nuclear pore outer ring; nuclear pore
Molecular function (GO): structural constituent of nuclear pore
Source: RefSeq, a predicted model, not a curated record